UAUUUUGUAAAAGCCACCAAAACACGCUCUCUCUCUCUCUCUCUCUCUCUCUCUCUCUCUCUCUCUCAUUCCUCGACCUUUCUUUCUCGGCGACGGCAACACGGCCGGCGAGCACAGCGGCGAGCGGCAACACUCUUCAUUUCGGCCUCAAAUCAGUUAACUCUCCAUCUUAGAACAUAACAGAGAAAUCAGUAGAAGAUAAGAUGGCAGGGCCAGGAAGACUUGGGAGCAGAAACCAGAAGGAAUCAGCAAUUACUCGUGUGGUGAAUUCUGUCUUUGGAUUUGUAAAAAUGGCUGAGUUUGAGAUCCUCUUUGUCCUUUUUUUCGUCAUCGCUUUUCUUAUCUUUAAAGAUCUGACUUCAAGACCAGAAUACAAUCAACUUCUGGUGAAGAAGCCUGAAGGAGGAAGUAUUUGGCCAUAAUUGGAGAAUAUAGAAGUUGAAUAUUUUGUAUAGCACUAAUGUUUGUCAUUACUCUUGAAAGUUUCAAUUGUCUAAAAGUUUGUAUUUUUAAAUGUGAUCACUUGAUUCAAUGACAAUAAGUUUGGAAUAUUAGCAUGGAACAGAGUAUACCCCAUCAUGUGUUUGGCUUUCAAUUUUGAAUCAAUGUAAUGUUUGGUAGUACAAGAAGAAACACACUUGGUUUCCUCAACAUCAGCUUAUAAUAAUAAAUCAAAAGAAAUUAGCAUUUUGUGAA
Cannabis sativa is the source of this 696-nucleotide messenger RNA. RefSeq lists its product as uncharacterized. The transcript is spliced from 3 exons. NCBI's taxonomy places the organism in Eukaryota, Viridiplantae, Streptophyta, Magnoliopsida, Rosales, Cannabaceae. The record is from RefSeq and is a predicted model, not a curated record. The coding region runs from base 204 to 422 and encodes 72 amino acids.